AAGCUUUAGAGGAAGCUGCACAGGCUGCUGUCAAGGCUCAAGGUUUUGUAUUUUCAAGACAUAAAACUACUGCUAUUAGAAAACAAUUGUCUAUGGUAUGGGUUGUCAUAAAGGUUAAAUAUAUUCAUAAUUAUUUAUUACUUUUGUCAGAUGAAGUAUUAAGCUUUCCUCAACAUAUUAUUGGCACACCUACACAUAUUAUUACUACUGCUAUUAACCAGUUUAGUAAUGAUGAUAUCAUUGUGCCAAAGGAUAUUGUAAAUCAAACAUGCACGAAUUAG
This is a messenger RNA of Cetraspora pellucida, 281 nucleotides long. The record is from the annotation of a GenBank genome assembly. Lineage: Eukaryota; Fungi; Glomeromycota; Glomeromycetes; Diversisporales; Gigasporaceae.